This is a messenger RNA of Blepharisma stoltei, 2084 nucleotides long. NCBI's taxonomy places the organism in Eukaryota, Ciliophora, Heterotrichea, Heterotrichida, Blepharismidae. The record is from the annotation of a GenBank genome assembly.
AUGACUAAUAAAAUAUUAGAUUCUGCUAAACUAGCCGAAAUCACGAACUUAAAGAGCAAAUAUGACAAAUUAUUAUGUAAAAAAUACCAAACAACUACUAAAAAAGCACUGCUCAGCCUAAUAAAUUCACUAGCAAAAGAGCUUCAACAAGUCAAAAUGUCUAUGAUUUCAGAUACAAUCAAAUUAAUUUCCGACUUAAAUAUAGCUUUAUCUAAAAAUUUGCAAAAAAUAAACGAUCAACUUAACAUCUGCAAGAACUUGAGAAAUGAAAUUUUAUCAGCUGGAGAAAAGUUCAGCUGAGAAGCCACGAAUACUCAAUCAUUGCUAUUUAAGAAUCCAGGAAAAGCUGUCUAUUUAUUUAGUAAAGAAUGAAAAGAAAUUUUUGCGUUCUUACCUGAAGAUUCUUUAUCAAAAAUAGAGUAUAAUCAUGACACUCUAUAUCCUGGCUUUCUAGUUCGUAUGAGGUCGAAAUUGAAUGAAAAUGAAUUGAAAAUAAAGUUCUAUAGGGAUCUGAUUGAAAAUGAUAAAAAAUUGGGGAAUAUAUGUGAUGAGGAUCCGAAAUGAAUAAUCGAUAAAAUUACCAAUGCUCAAGAGAAUUUAAGCAGCUAUAGCAAAAAUGGAAUUUACUCAUAUCUAUGCAAAUAUGAAUUUUCUUUUAAAGAGCGAGUUUGCUGCUUAUCAAAUACAGUUAAUAGAAUUUUUGAAAAAUAUGAGCCGAUUGUAAAGAAAAGCCUGUCCGAUAAAAUUAUUAAUAUUUCUAAAUGCCUUAAUUUUGGCUUAUCGAAGGAUAUCUAUACAAAUUUAGUAUUUUUUGAUAUUAAGUCUGAGAUGCAGAUGCACAUUAGUAUUAACUUAGAUUAUAGAAAAGCUCCCUGUCGAAUCCGAAGAUUCUUGCUCCCUUCCGUCUUCUACUCGCCAUAGAUUGUAGCACAGCUUUCAAAGUGUCCACCCCAGUACAUACUCCCGGCAGUAGGAACUUUUGGUUUACCUGAGUAUGUCAACAAGAGCGUCCUUUACAUAAUGUUAAAAACAAAUUUUCUGAUUGUGUUGUCUACCAAGAUAAAAAUCUAAGCCUGGGACACAAUGACCAGUAUCGAGCUGGAGAAAAACCAAAACCUUUUCAGAAUAUACACCCGAAAGCAAAUUUCCCUUCCACAAGGUCACCUAUACCCGUUAAACGACUCAGCUACAAGUUUUUAGAAAAAGGCUGGCUCACUGUCACCAUUUUAACGUAUAUAAAUGCAGAUACACAAAACAGUAGAUAUGCCCAACGCACUUGACGAAUCCUCAUAUAUAAUUCAGCUUCCCAAUAAUAAAUUACUUUGCCAUAGGGAAAAGCCUAACCCUCGCAACUGAUACAUAAUCGACACCUUGACAUUUAAAUACAGAAUUCUACCAAACAGCUUUUUAUGUUGAUUUUUAGGAGGAGUUUACCAUAAUAAUUCCAUAUAUAUAUUUGGAAAAAAUGCAGCAAAAUUAAAUUCCGCAUUAGAAUUUGAUAUGAAUGUAAAUAAAUGAAAGAAACUCCCAAAUUUGCCUAUUUCCCAUUUUAGAUGUUCAUGCAUUGCUUUUAGCAAUUCUAUUUUGAUCUGUGGAGAUAUUGCAGUUUAUAAGUUUGACACUAAAAUUGAAAGCUAUUCUACAAUAGUUACUGCUGAUAACCUAGAGGUUCGCCCAAGAUUUCUGAUGGAAGGAGGUAGAAGGGCAUAUUUAAUUGAUUUUAAGGGGAUGAUCUAUGAAAGUAAUGUAGAGGAUGAAUAUAGCUGAAGUUUAUUUUGCAGGUUUUUAGGAAAACCUAGAUUGGGAUUCUCAUAUAAAUGAUCAGAUAAUUCGGUAUGGUUUGGGUUUUCAGAUAAAUUAGGGCUGGAUUAUUAUAAAUUGAGCAUAGAUAAAAAACAAGUCAAAAAGAUAUGGGGAAUUACUAUAAAUUGCUCUGCGAGGCCAGGCAAUUUAAGGGGAAAUUCUCAAGCUGGUUGGGUUGGUCAAACCAAGUAGAAAGUUGGCUAAUGAGCCUUUCUCCAAAUUCUUGAUCUAAAAAGGGCAACUCAUAGAAAUUCCCUAUAGAAGCAAAAGGCAUAAUUUAA